GAUGACGAGUGGCCGGAGCUAAAGAAAUUAGACUCAAAGAGCGCAAAGUACCGGAAAAAUGGUGUAUCUAGAGUGAGGGCAAAGAAAUGGGAGGAGCUACCUGUUCUGUUGACUUUUCCGCGCGAUGCAAUGAGGUCAGAAUCUCCAGGGGAGGCACCCCCAAGUAAUCACCGAGGGGUACAAAAUGGAUCCGAUGACGGUGCUAAAAGCGACGUUUCCGAGAUUCAAACUUUUGCCCCUUCUUCGAAUCUUCCGUCGUCCUUGGCUAAUGAACCCAUUUAUCAUACUGCCUCACGUGCUUGCUUAUUUGUGAGACCGGGAUUCGCAGGUUUUGAAUUGCCUAUGGUUGUGCCCCGUCCUGGAUUUAACCCUGGUGUUUUAUCGCAUUACCGUCACCAUGGCUUACAGCCUCAAAACUGUGACUGUCGUGCAGAGGAUUGUGGAGCGUGUUUGGCGGAAAGACUCUCACGAAUUCGCUAUCAGGUUGAAUACUAUUUCGGGGACAAGAACUUUAUCCGCGACCGCUAUCUACAAGAACAAAUAACGACGGACAGAUACGUACCACUAAAUGUCAUUCUAGAAUUCCCUCGAAUGAAACAGCUUGGCGCGACACCCGAUUUAGUCAUUCAGGCUCAUGUGCAGGCCUGCUGCACAAGCUCUGUAGUUGAACUAGAUGUGAACAAUGGUCGCAUUCGUCGACGUAAUCCUGUAUUAUUCCAGGACCCGUUACUUUCGACAGUCGCGCCUGAAGUUACAACGCCGGUGAGUUUAAAUGGAGUGUCACUCCAUCCAGCUUUCGGAGCUUACGGACCCUAUACACCCAUCGCGGUUUCGAAACCAUCGCCCCUCUCUCUGCAAAGCCAAGCUACCAGUUAUCCUGACUAUUGUACAUCGGAUGUGCUAGAUCCUUCACAGUGUAACAGCCAAUUACACCCUAUUCAAGCUUCCGAAACCGACCUCUCCUGGCACACUGUACAACGGCGCCGGCAUAUACGAUCAAGGGCUUCACCAGUGCCGUCCCAAACUGCAGGGACCCCUCCCAUUUCCCAUCCGAUCCAACGCGUAAUGACAGUGUUAAAUGUCGUUCACGCCUCUGUGCUGACCAAUUGUUCCUUAGCAUCCGUAAGUUUAGGCGCUAUGGAAGUCAGAUUUCUUCCUUUGGAAUCACAUUUGAGCGGUCGACUCGAAGUCGAUGCUCGCCCCACAGACAACCGAAAUCGACUCCUUCAGUUGUGUGCUGAUCAUGAACUGUUUCUGACCUUUAACCGUCGACACAGGAACGAGUCGAUGUGUUCAGAGUUAAGUGACGCAGACGAUGAUGACCUACUGAACUGCUUGAUCGUUAUUGUUCCGGAACGUGCCGGUGAGCGGGAGCCUGAUGUGAACAACCUGAAGUCUCCGUCAAUCAGAAUUUCCUCUCAGCCACCCUCGCAACUUUUAAAUGAGGCUGAUUUUGAAUCGAACUCUUCAGACUCUUCCCCUCCAGCUAGUCCGAUGAAAUUGGGAUCUGCGCCUGUUCCGGUUCCCGCUACAGUAGAGCAUGCAGCAUCCGGAAUAUCUGCUCGGCUCCUGGCCAAACACCCCUCCGGCGAUCGGCAUCCUAAUCCUGAUUAUCAGUCCCGAGCAAAGACGAAUGCCGAUCUUCUUCAGCAAAUUCGACUUGGGCUUGAUGAAUAUGAACGCACUGUCCGACGUAAACGUUAUAUUUCCGUGUGCAAGCUUGGUUUCGAUGAAGAUCUCGAUGCGGAUGAUGGCUCUGACACAAUGGAAUCUACUUAUGACGGUAAAAACGAACAAAGCUGCGGACACUUAGAAAAGGUAAACAUUGUAUCCCCGGAAGAAUUCGCUAGCCUCAAGGAAGCGGCUACAUGUGGUUCAAUGGAAAGUCACCUUCACUCUGCCGGAUAUCCGAGCAACCGACAUCUCCCUAACACAACACUUGUAGAUGAAUCCUCUCGAUCUGUUUUAACGAAUGGUGUUUCACAACAGGUUUCACCAUUUCCUUUCUUCUACCCCAAUACUCUACCUCCUGCCCCUCCCUCGCUUAUCGUCAACACGAACUGGGUACCGCCAGCCCCUAUUCCUAUUUAUUCUGUGUAUUAUCCAAUGAACGGUGUUUGCGAAUCUGGUGUUAAUUACGCGGCUUCGCUCACCUCAAGUCAGGCCGAACAACAGAUAGAGGCCGAGAAUGCAGUGGCUGCCUUGGUCGCGGAAGUUUCCCGCGCUGCUGCUGCUGCUUCCAGCAAGCAAACAAAAUCCAGUUCGAAUGAGAAACACACUGCAAAAAAGAUCACAAAACGCCGUAUGACCGGCUUUUAUCCGGCAAAAGUCGAAUCAACUGGGAGGGCUGAACGCGAUGAGAAGGACGUUGGUUUCGCCUUUGACAUUGAUGCCCGUGCUUCCACUCACCAAGACCGCAACAGUCUGUUGUUAGAAGCAGGGUCGAAUCGAUCGGGUAAAGACCAUGUUGCUUCACGUGGCCGAUCAUCGAGGGCUGUUGUUUCUAUGGCCAGUGACAUCAGUACGUGUGGCACCACCGUCAUAAUCAGUACAGCUCCCGCCGAAGACGAUGAUUCCAUCGAAGCCACAGAAGAUUCAAAUGUUCCGGACACUUCCACAGCACGUGCGCAUUUACCGAAUCCUGCAGUUUCUCGUGCGGGUCCUUCCUCAAAUACCUUUGUGCACCAUAUGAGCCAGUCCUGCUUACAUGCGGGUGGUUUGACUUCUCGUAGCUAUAUGCGCUACCGGGCCGCUUGUCUCGCCGAUCGCGAACGAGUCGGACCGGGACAAUCUGAGGAUAUGAAUACUCUAUACCGGUUCUGGUCUUUCUUCCUUCGAGACAAUUUUUUCCUUCGUAUCUAUCGAGAGUUCCGACGUCUGGCUCUGGAAGACGCAGACGCUGGAUAUAGAUACGGACUUGAAUGCCUCUUCCGCUUCUAUUCCUAUGGUCUUGAGCGACGAUUCAAGUGGUCCCUUUACAAGGAUUUCCAAGAAGAAGUGCUUCGUGACUAUCAUAAUGGACAUCUAUAUGGCUUGGAGAAAUUCUGGGCAUUUCUACAUUACGGUGGCCGCCGAGUUGAAAUGGAUCCGCAACUUGUCAAGCUGCUGAGAAAGUACCGGACUAUCUCUGAUUUCCGGGUUAAUCGCCACCGAGCUGCCGGUCCGGAUGACCUUCCACCCGCACUGUUCAAAGACGGGGGUGAAGUCCUCAGUCAGCAAUUGUCCGAUCUGUUUGCUUGCAUUUGGGAAAAGGAGUCUGUUCCAGACAACUGGGGAGAAUCGGUGAUAGUGCCCAUUUUCAAAAAAGGGGCGCGU
Opisthorchis viverrini is the source of this 3315-nucleotide messenger RNA. RefSeq lists its product as hypothetical. Gene Ontology annotation, molecular function: RNA cap binding; mRNA binding. The annotation marks the transcript as partial. Gene Ontology annotation, cellular component: nucleus. The record is from RefSeq and is a predicted model, not a curated record. The transcript is spliced from 12 exons. NCBI's taxonomy places the organism in Eukaryota, Metazoa, Platyhelminthes, Trematoda, Opisthorchiida, Opisthorchiidae. Gene Ontology annotation, biological process: mRNA stabilization.